AUGGGACGCCUCAGUCGUGGAUGUCUGCGCUGCCGGCAGCGUCGUGUCCGCUGCGAUGAGGGGCGGCCGUCUUGUCAGCGCUGCAUCCACCGCAACGAGAUUUGCGAGGGAUACCGCGAUGAAUCGUCACUCAUAUUCCGCCACGAGACGGAAAAGGUGAUUGAAUACUCGCGCGCAGUGCAAAAAGUGACUCCACCGAGUUACAAGGAUCCAUCGCAUUCUCUCCCGCGGAAACGAAGCAGAUCUGCCAAUGCCAGCUCAGCUUCUCGACGGUCGUCGUCUUUCUCAUCGUCACUCGCUCCAGAGGAAGCUUCGGUCAUCACCUUGCGCAAUCCCCAGCCGUGGCUCAAGGAGCUGCCGGCACCAUUCCAGCAGCCUCUAGAAGAACAGGCUGUAGAUCAGUUCAUAGAUAAAUAUGUCUUGUAUCCCUGCAAUCAGACGUCUUCUCCCGGCUUCUUGGAGCAUCUGCCUUGCAUGUUUAAAGAGGUCAACGUUGAGGGCCGGUACGCGCUUCGCUGGGCUGUUCAGGCGGCAGCAUAUGCAGACGCCGUCUCACAAAAUCAAGAGCGCAAUGCACUUACAAGUAAAGCUCUACAAUGUUACGGCAUGGCACUCAAGGCUUUAGGAGAGUCACUCUCUACACCAGGCAAAGAACCGGAUGACUAUGAUCUAAUGACAGUAGUUGUGCUGGAUAUUUUUGAGACAUUAUAUACUCCCAACGAAGUCAGCAAAGGAUCGCACGUCCAGGGAAUGGCGCAACUGCUUCGUUUGCGUGGUAGUAAUCUGGUCUACAACGCGCGCGGCUGGAGUCUUUUUCGACUUGCACACCAUCGAAUUCAAAAACACCGAUUAGCAUAUCAUGUGUUGCAAAUCCCCGAAACGUCAACCUUGCUCAACGAGUUGAAUGGCAGCGAGCCCUCGGUCCGCCUCGAGAAGAAUGCCGACGACAUCCUUGAGACAUGCAAGCGGGCGCGGACCCUGUUAGGCCUUAUCACUGCAGGUGGGCUACCGGCAUCGACUGUUGUCGACAUGAUCAAGGAGUUACAUUCCUCCGAUCAAGAAGCAGUCAGUUGGCGGCAGACAUCACAGUGGUCUUUUACCAGCAUAGCCGUCUCGGAACGGCCAGAUCUCGCUUCAGCAGCGCAAGGCAUCACGGAAACUAUUCAGCUGCAUUCGGAUGUAUGGAUGGCCUACGAGUGGAACUAUCACAGGACAGCGCGCAUCAUCUUUCUACAGCAACUACUGCAAUGCUCCAGAGCCGCUCUAGAGACCCCAGAUCUAGAAGAGGCCUAUGAGCAGACGCUUCACAAUACCAUCGCAGAGUGCAUUUUGACGAUUCAUUGGCUAGCCGACGAGUUUCUUGCUACCGUCCCUCAGUCUCUCGGGGAUGUUAAUCAGAUGGGUCGGCUCCAUGAUAGCAACGACGGCCCGCCUCGCUGCCGUGCCAUCGGCGGAUAUCUGCUUCUAUGGCCGACCCGUACCGUCAAGGCGGAAACAUCUGCAGUAAGCGUAGAGCAAAAAGAGCGCGCGCAGAGGGUGUAUGAAAAGAUUCGCGAAUGUACCGGAAUGAGAGAUCUUCUAGGCGAUAAUAGUGUCAUCUGA
This is a messenger RNA of Trichoderma gamsii, 1602 nucleotides long. RefSeq lists its product as hypothetical. Gene Ontology annotation, biological process: regulation of DNA-templated transcription. Gene Ontology annotation, molecular function: DNA-binding transcription factor activity, RNA polymerase II-specific; zinc ion binding. The record is from RefSeq and is a predicted model, not a curated record. NCBI's taxonomy places the organism in Eukaryota, Fungi, Ascomycota, Sordariomycetes, Hypocreales, Hypocreaceae. The transcript has 3 exons. Bases 1 to 1602 code for a protein of 533 amino acids.